AAAACUGGAAAAGACUGGCUAAGAUAGAGAAAGAGCAAUGCCGGUUACAAAAUUCAGGGGAGUUGAGUUUAGAGGAGUAUAAGGUCCAACUUCAAAAUAAAAAAGAUGAAAUAUGAGAAAAACAAAGCCAGUACAAAAUGACAGAAACAAUGGACAGCUUAAUAAAGGCAUUGUCAACCUCUGAUGAUAUCGAGCGAGCCUUUUUUCUCAGACUAAAGCUGGACAUGAGAUCACGCAAACAAAUGUCAGAAUUUCGAUACAAAUACAGACAAUAUGAACAAAAUAAAGACAGAGAUGCUUUAGGCAGAUUAGACCAGGACCGUCUUGAUUGUUCUCUUGGCAUAGAGCAUUACAUGAGAGGAAUAGGACAAAUCUAUGAAACUGCUUCAUUUGGAUCAAACAAAAUAUCUGAUAAAAUUAGCAGUCUUCCUACUCUGGCUGCCAAAAUGCUGGGUUUCCUCUUGAGAUACUUGAUGGAGAUGCAUCAAAUAUCCCAGAGAAAUGGGUGAGUGAUGUUCUCAUGGAGCUUCACAGGAUGGUUGGGGGGAAGAGCCGUUUGCUCAUAAUAACUGUGUUAGGGGUUCAGAGUUCUGGUAAAUCAACACUGCUCAACACUAUGUUUGGAGUUCAGUUUGCAGUAAGUAGUGGACGAUGCACACGUGGAGCAUUCAUGAUUUUCCUUCCUGUGGGUGAAGACUUGAAGGAAGAGUUACUUUGUGACUUUGUCCUUCUGAUUGAUACAGAGGGUUUGAAAUCACCAGCACUGGCACAACUGGAGGACAGUUAUGAGCAUGACAACGAAUUGGCCACAUUUGUGAUUGGUCUUAGUGAUGUAACCAUCAUCAAUAUAGCAAUGGAAAAUUCCACAGAGAUGAAGGACGUCUUGCAGAUAGCAGUUCAUGCUUUUUUACGGAUGAAGGAAGUUGGUAAAAAAUUUUUUUGCUAUUUUGUUCACCAAAUUGUUCCCAGUGUGUCAGCACAUGAGAAAAACAUGACAGACAGAAAAAAGCUCCUGGACCAGUUAAAUGAGAUGACAGUGAUUGCAGCUGAAAUGGAAAAGCAACAUCAUGUGAAGAAAUUCACUGAUGUUUUGGAUUAUGAUGUGGAAAAGAAUAGCUGGUAUAUACCAGGCCUAUGGCAUGAUACUCCACCAAUGGCUUCAGUUAAUACAGGCUACAGUGUGGCUGUUCUUGAUUUUAAGAAAAACCUCUUGGAAAUGCUUACCAAAAGAACAGAUAAACAACCUGUCCAGAUCCCAGAGUUCCUGCAAUGGACAAGUAGCUUGUGGAAGGCAGUGAAGUUUGAGAAUUUCGUCUUUAGUUUCAGAAACACUCUUGUGGCCCAUGCCUAUGAGAACCUUUGCAAAGAGUUUUCAGACUGGGAGUGGUCUUUCAGAAGACAUAUCUUCUCUUUGAUUUCGAGUGCAGAGGUUAAACUAUCUAAUGCUGAAAAAAAUUCUGUUGAAGAAGUUGCUGAAACACUAAAGAAAAACUUACACAAAGAGAUUGCAGAUCAAACCAGAUUAAUAACUGAAAAACUGAAAGACUACUAUAAACAGAGAGACCAUUAUGUGCAUUUGGUGGAAAAGUACAAAACUGAUUUUACUAAAAGCAUUAAAUCUCUGCAGUGUGAAAUUACAGAUGAAGUGAGAAAGAGAUUGGAAGCUCUUCUUGAGAAGAGAAGAAACAAGGAGAAAGUAGAAGACAUACAAAAUAAGCAAUCUGAUGUAAUUAAACACAAAAUCCUGCAACUACUUCAGAACUACAAAGGUCGCAAAGAUGAGGUGUCUGACGAGGAUCUCAAAGCAGAUUUUGAAAGCAUGUGGAGUCGUGAGGUGGAAAAUGUCACUGGUCUUACAGCAAAAGAUGUUCCUCAUGAUGUUUUCAAGUUUCGUUCAAGUUUUGGACAUCGUAACGUCACACAAUAUUUGCAGACAAUUAGGAAUAUGACAGAAUAUGGGCAAGAACAGUUCAAGGCCAAGAAAGAACAUGUGAAAUUGGGAAAAUUAAAAGGUUUACUAUAUGCACACCGUAGUACAAGGCAGGAUCUACAGAUCAUUGCAGUUGAUGUCAUUACCAUUUGCAACAGGAUGAUUGAACAGUUCACACAAUCCAAAGGUGAUUACCAAACUACAUUUACAAAAGAUCUGCUUGAUGAAAUUGAUGAACAUCUCAAAAAAGCAGGCACCAAAUACACUACCAUAUUUGAAUUUGAUCUGAAAUUGCACAUUUGUGGCAUUGCCUCUCGGAAAUUCACAGAGAUGCACAGGAAGUAUCUCGCUGAGCAAGAUCCAUUAAAACAUUUACAGAAACUUAAGGGUGAAUAUCUUUCUGAUUUUAUUGAUUUAUACAGAGAGAGGAACCAAUAGAGGCCAAUAGAAAGCACCAGAUUUCACAAACAUGCAGAAAUAGACACAUCAACCUGUCCCUCUGACUGUAUUGUUGAUGCAGAAUGGUAUGCAGAAGUAUAUAGAACUUCACUGACCUUGCAAAGUAUAUUUUGCUAUUACUAGAAUUAUGUCAAAAAUUGAAUGCUGCUUCAAAGACAUAUCUUUACAAGAAUUGAAAAUACAGAAUUUGGAUAGUGUCAUUAACAUCUGUACUUGACCCCGGUGGAUCUCCUUGGCCCAAAAAAUCAGAAGGUACCACAGUUAUGAUCCAGAAUCUUUGCCAAGCAAUCGCAAAUCUUUGUGAUUUCAACAGUCGUAACCCAGUAGAUAAUGUCCUGUUUCAGAACACAAGC
This is a messenger RNA of Hemibagrus wyckioides, 2742 nucleotides long. Its product is annotated as interferon-induced very large GTPase 1-like. The transcript has a single exon. NCBI's taxonomy places the organism in Eukaryota, Metazoa, Chordata, Actinopteri, Siluriformes, Bagridae. Bases 521 to 2368 code for a protein of 615 amino acids. Gene Ontology annotation, molecular function: GTP binding. The record is from RefSeq and is a predicted model, not a curated record.